AUGGCACCCAAAGAGGCGGCGGGGGGGGCGCGCCCGGGGCGCAAAUUGGUGAAGGAGAUCGACGUGUAUGUGGCGAACGACACGUUCGACAAGUCGGCGAACAUCGUAUUACUGCAGUAUCCUCUACGCCCGCCGUGGCGACCGUACAAUGUCCACGAGGCGCGCCAGCUCCGCGUGAAGCCCAAGGCGAACCGCAUCGAGAUCGACGUCCCGGCGGAAGAGGUAGCGACUGGACAGCCGCGUCGAGCGCUCACGCUGCGCUCCGCCCAGACGCACCCAGAGGCUCGACUCGCGCUGGGAGUGCUGUCCGACGACGCUCUCCACUUGGUCCCGGUCGACAGCGUGCACCUCAUGCGCCCGCGCAUGGACGACCUGCCGCAGCUCGAGAAGCAGCCGCAGCCUGGCGCGGACGGCGCGGCAGGGGACGACGCCGCCCAGGUCAAAAGCGAAGACCAGAAGCCGUCGGUGGUCACUGUGCACAUCAGGCGCAGGGAGACUGACCGGCAGCAGGAGCUGCGGCGGAACUCGUACGCGUACAUGGUGCAGCAGGAGGACGAGGAGGCCUGGACGACGGCGGACAUCGCGCAUCCUGGAAGCAGCACCGCCGCCGGCACUCUGCGGCGGCUGCGCGAGCGCCCGACGGGCGCCGCGGUGCGCUCGCUCGGGGCGGCCGAGUACCUGGACGCAAUUGCCGCACGCAACACGGAGCAGUUCGAUAUCAGGCCCGCGGACCGCGUCGCGCCCCCGGACAACGAAGGAGUCGCGGGCGGCCACGGAGCGCCGCGGCCGAGCGGCGCCGAGGACGCCAAAAUGGACGUGGACGCGGUGCCUCCGGGCGGGAUCAAGGCACGGGCGCGCGCCGCCCAGGCCGAAGCAGGCCGCGCGAGCGCCCGCGGCGCGAAGGAGCGCGACGACGGCCUCGCGGCGCUGGUGCGCGAGCACGCGCGGUCGUUGCUCGAGCGCCACCACGUGCUCAUAAUGGAAUCGAUCCGCGAGGGUCUGCGCGCGGCAAAAGACCCCCGCCUGACGUCAGCGGCCAACUCCAUGUCAGACGAGGCGCUGCACCGCGCGGUCACGUCAGCCGCUGGGGCCGCGAAGCCCAUCAUGUACCUGCACAAGCGCUACAUCCUGCCCACUACGCCGGCGUCGCGCAGUGCCGGGUCCCCGGGCCCGGGAGCCGCGUACGAGAAGGCGCGCGCCGUCGUGGUGAGCCUGCUGGAGCAGAACACCACGGUGCGGCGGCUGGAGGUGUUCGAGGCGCUGCGGGCGACCGGGAUGGCGGACCUCGACGAGCCCGUGUACCAUCAGGUCAUGCGCGAGCUGUGCCACUCGCGCGGGUCGCAGUGGAGCCUCCGGGACGGGCUCCCGCAGGAGCUGCUGCGGAGCUGA
Messenger RNA from Pedinophyceae sp. YPF-701, 1389 nucleotides. Lineage: Eukaryota; Viridiplantae; Chlorophyta; Pedinophyceae. The record is from the annotation of a GenBank genome assembly.